This is a messenger RNA of Cicer arietinum (chickpea), 2319 nucleotides long. RefSeq lists its product as uncharacterized. Lineage: Eukaryota; Viridiplantae; Streptophyta; Magnoliopsida; Fabales; Fabaceae. The record is from RefSeq and is a predicted model, not a curated record.
CACAUACCCUAACGGUAUAAACCCAGCAAGUGACUAGUGAGUGAUCUUCGCAUCUUCUUCAACGGUCUCACUAUCACUGUCCCAUUAUCCCAAACUUUCAUUGACUCACUCAAAAUACUACUUACAUCUCAGUUUCCGUUUUGUUUCAUUCUAUGCUCGCUCUUUUUUUUUUUUUUCUCACUCUCUGCGUUUUCAUCAUAGGGUUUAGGGUUUUGCUUCAUAUUUCUCUAAAACCAUUAUUCUAGCAAUUUCCGAUUCAAUCAACAAUCACCAAUGCCAGAAAAAAACUCCAACAAAGUUCCGUUCUCAGAAAACGAUAUUGCUACUCUCGUACAACGGUAUGACGCAACGAUAUUGUUGACGUUGCUUCAGGAAAUAGCACAUUACCAUGACACGAAGAAGUUUGAUUGGAAUGAAUUGGUGAAGAAAACAUCCACCGGAAUUUCUAAUCCCAGAGAAUAUCAGAUGUUAUGGCGCUACUUAGCGUAUCAUGAUUCCUUGAAUCAAAUUUUUGAAGAAGCUGAUCAACCUGUGGAUGAUGAUAGUGACCUAGACUGCGAGCCAGAAUCAUUAGCUUCUGUAAGUGUGGAGUCUGCAUCAGAGUCCUCAGCUUGUGUGAAGGUCAUGAUUGCUUCCCGUACUCUAAGUGAAUCUACCCCUAGUAGCUCAACAAUUGAGGCUCCAUUGACUGUAUAUCUUCCAGUUUGUUGUUCAUCUAGAACUCCUAAGGAAAAUUCACAGCCAUCUGAUUUGAUGGGACAGGCAAGCAUUAGUUUCCCAGUUACCGUUCAUAGACAGACACUGCCAACUGUAUCAUCAACUGAUGCUUUAGAAACCAAGGGAUUAGUUGGUGGUACCAUGGCUUCCAAAAGGAAAAGAAAAGCUUGGUCAGAGGAAGAGGACAAUCUGCUACGAGCUGCUGUUCAGCGAUUGGGUGAAGGGAAUUGGGCAACCAUGGCAAAAGGAGAUGACUUUCCUGUUAAGAGAAGUGCAACGCAAUUGGCUCAGAGGUGGAGCACUUUACGAAAGAAAGACUGCAGUACUAAUACAGGAACAAACGUGACCAACACACAGUAUACUACUGCUGAACAGUUGGCUACUCGUCACUCCUUAUCAUUAGCCCUUGACAUGCCAUUCAAAAAGUUAACUGCUCCUGGAAUGACUAAUCCUAAUCCUGGUAGGACAUCCACAUCAAUUAAAAAUCAAGUGCAGUCUCGUAAUGCUACAGAAGUUUCCACAGUUCGUAGUUCUGUUCCAGCUCAGCGUCCAUCUCAACAAGCUGUGUUGGGAUCAUGUGGUUCUCCUGCAAAAUCCAAACUAGCCUCUGAAAGUUCAGUCUCUAAGUGUAACACAAUUCCAGGUCCAUCUCAACAAGCUGUGUUGGGAUCCUGUGGUUCCCCUGCAAAAUUCAAAUUAGCCUCUGAAAAUCCAGUCUCUAAGUGUAAUGCGAUUUCAGGGCGUGAGUUAAAACCUGCCAUAGUUCAUUCUGGAGCACAAACUGUUUCACGACCAAAUACACUAACUGUUUCGCGACCAAAUGCACCAACUGUUUCGCGACCAAAUACUCUACCACAAUUUAAGGUUGCUCAAGCGAAAAAUGUGGUACAUCCUGUGCCUGCUGGUAGUUCUUUGACAAAGACACCCAUUUCUGCUGGUUUGCCUUCUGUCCAAAAGGAUAAACAUGUUACAUCUGUGCAAGAAGAGGUUAAAAGAGUUUCUGAUCUUGGCUCCACACCGAAAGAAAAGGUGAAAGAAGAGGAAACUUCUGCGUUGACUACUCAGAGCCAGGUAGAUAGCAAAUUGGAUAAGGCAAAGUUAGAAUUAGAUAAGGCCAAAAGCAUGCCCGGUGAGAAAAUUUUGGAAAAUAAAGUAGUAGUCUCACAAAAUCCAAGAGGGUGUGAAGAGCAAGGAAGUGUUCAGAAUUCAAAUUUGAUUCCUAAGAAGGCAGCCACCGAGAAUGGAAAUGACAAAGUCAAUAAGGAAAGUCAAGUUCAAAAUCAAGACAAGAAGACGAAUUCAAGUAAUGGAAGUUCUAACCAACAAAACAUGCAUCAGAAACAAGUACAUUUGCCAAAACAAGAUGAACGCCUUCAAGGUUUGGAACAGCCGAAAUAGUAAAAAUAGAAAUUGAAAAGUGGUAGUGGUGUCUAGUGUUUUUUCUUUUAAUAUAUAUAAGUGUCUAGUGAUUUUGGGUUAAUUUAUACUGUCAACAUUAAUAUUUUACAAUUUCUUUUUUUAUUUCUGGAUUGGUUUUUUGCAAAUUUUUAUAGUGAGUGGUAAAAUUACUUGUAUAAAAUGUCUUUUCGACAGUUAUCUAAA